Messenger RNA from Lactuca saligna, 1002 nucleotides. Lineage: Eukaryota; Viridiplantae; Streptophyta; Magnoliopsida; Asterales; Asteraceae. The record is from the annotation of a GenBank genome assembly.
AUGAAUUCCAUCUUCUUCACCGGCGGUAACUUUGCUCGACUUGCAGUGAAGAACAACACCAGGAAAAUGGGGGAAACAAAGAACAAAUCCCGUGUGUUAAUGGGCAAAGCGAAAGCACAACUCGAUUUCACGUACUCCGGAGGAUUUCCUCGUUUGAAGCAAUCCUUCGUUUCUUCCGAUCCUAUAUCGGAAAGUCAGGUGACCUUUUAUCUAAUUAUGCUAGCUAUGUUUCCUUUCCUGGAUCUCUUUAAGGAUAUGAUCUCAAGUGCAUCGUUUGUAAGAGGUGGGAUGUUGUACAACUCCCCUUUGUCGGAUGAAGCCAUCAUGUUUACUGGAGCUUGCUCAAGGUUACUCAGGUUCUCGUCACCACCACAGCCGUCUGCAACAUAUGUGUCCCUGUCAAUCAACAUCCCAAACUCAAGUCCACCCCCAAUUCAAAUGGAGGAGUUAAUUAACCGAGUUGACGAAGGAGAGUUUCAGAUUGUGUUCCUAGAACCCUUACAGGGACUGGGUGGCAUAUAUAGGUUUCAACAAAAAGACUUGAUCGAUUUGAGGAGUGCUUGUAACAAUUCCAAGACAGUUCUUGUGAUGGAUGAGGUUCAAUCUGGGUUAGGGCGUAGCGGAACCUUAUGGGCACAUACUCCAUUCGGUGUUGAACCGGAUGCUAUGCUCAUUGGCUUUGGAGACGACAUUGGGAUUGGCGCGAUUGUUGUCAACGACAUACUUGCUGAUUACAUUCAUUUUUAUCAGCCGGAUAAACAAUUCACGCCCACGCCACGUUACGUUGUUGUGGGCAUAAGAUCAAUUGGUCUGGUUUCUACUAUUGAGCUGAAGGUGAAUGCGCAACCAUUGAUCAUUGCAUGCCAACAGCUGGGGCUUCAGUUGGAGUUUGGGGGAGUAAUCAACAGCAUUCGGAUGAUGCCACCUGCUGAGGUAACCCACAAACAAAUUGAUGAAGCUGUUGCAAUCCUUCAGAAAUCCAUGAUAAUGGUAAGCUAUUAG